Messenger RNA from Trichoderma harzianum CBS 226.95, 1254 nucleotides. RefSeq lists its product as hypothetical. Gene Ontology annotation, cellular component: spindle pole centrosome; spindle microtubule; spindle midzone. Gene Ontology annotation, biological process: mitotic spindle organization; regulation of cytokinesis; protein phosphorylation. The record is from RefSeq and is a predicted model, not a curated record. Bases 1 to 1254 code for a protein of 417 amino acids. Gene Ontology annotation, molecular function: ATP binding; protein kinase activity. Lineage: Eukaryota; Fungi; Ascomycota; Sordariomycetes; Hypocreales; Hypocreaceae. The transcript has 3 exons.
AUGACUACACGCACGCUUGAGUCGCGCUUGGAGCGCAUCUCUAUUCAAGACGAAAACGACGUCGGUGAAGCCACCAAGAUCUACUCAAAGACCAAGUUAACAACGACGUCAACCACCACCAGGGCAAACCAUUUCAAGGUAGCUCUUCAGUCUCAAAGCAACAACGUCAACGCAGUUGCGUCCGUCACCCUCCCUUCACAAGCGGCCCAGAGAAAACCGCCUCCACCCAUCAAUCCUGCUUCACCGCCCCCAGCAAGAAGGCCUCUGCCCGCUCCCACAGCCCGAGUCAAAGAGGAGAAAGAAAAGGAAAGGGAGAGAGUAAGAGAAAAGGAGAAGGAAAGGGAAAAAGAAAAGGAGGUUGAGAAAGAUGUCGAUGAGACCAAAUCAGCUCUGACGGAGCAGCCAAGCGUACCCAAACAGUUCCAUCUGGGCAUGUUUGAGAUUGGACGGCCUCUGGGAAAGGGCAAGUUUGGUCGCGUUUACCUUGCCAGGGAGCGGACAAGCGGCUUCAUCUGUGCUUUGAAGGUGCUUCACAAGAGCGAGCUUCAGGCCGGGGGAGGUGUGGAGAAGCAGGUUCGGCGUGAAAUCGAGAUCCAGAGCAACCUACGGCAUCCGAACAUUCUGCAGCUUUACGGCCAUUUCCACGAUAGCAAGAGAGUCUUUUUGAUCCUCGAGUAUGCUGGAAAGGGCGAGCUGUAUAAGCACUUGCGAAAGGAGACCAAGUUCCCCGAAUGGAAGGCGGCACAGUAUGUUGCUCAGAUGGCUUCUGCGCUGCAGUAUCUUCACAGAAAGCAUGUUAUUCACCGUGAUAUCAAGCCUGAGAAUAUUCUCGUUGGUAUUCACGGUGAAAUCAAGAUUUCCGACUUUGGCUGGAGUGUACACGCCCCCAACAACAGACGGAAAACGCUGUGCGGCACGCUUGAUUAUCUUCCCCCGGAAAUGAUCAAGCCCGGCUCUUCGGACAACUACUACAACGAAAAGGUUGACCUCUGGAGCUUGGGUGUGUUGACGUACGAGUUCCUCGUUGGUGAGGCUCCUUUCGAAGAUACUCCUGUUAUGACGCAGCGAAGGAUCGCCCGUGCAGACAUGCAAAUCCCCAAGUUCGUCAGCUCAGAGGCUGCUGAUCUCAUCAAGAGACUUUUGGUUCUUGACCCCGAGAAGCGUAUUCCUCUCGAAGAUGUACAGAGCCACCCUUGGAUCAUCAAGCAUUGCGUCAAGGGUGAACGAGCUACCAAUCGCGAGAAGAGUUCCUGA